AUGUCAGAAGCCAGGCCGUCUGGUGAUGAGGCCACAAAUGCGAAGCGCCCUGGGGAGCUCUUGGCAGACAGGAUGGACUCGCUGCACUGCGCGCCUUUUGACAGCUGCAGGCAGGGCUCCCCUAGCCUGAUGCCUUCUUCCAAGCGCCCCAAGCGCGUGCCCCCUCGUUUACCUGCGCCGGCGGAGGUUUCAGAGCAAGAGGCCGCAGGAGAAGGCGAAGAAGCGCAAGCCAGUUCUUCUGACUGGCGCAUGGUCCUUUACCAUGACCGGAACGUGGUCCUCUUCAAUCCGGGUGAGAAGCCCGCUUUCCGCUCGCGUAGACUUUCGGUGGACGAAGCGGCGCCAGGAACAGAGCUGUCGAACCCUUCCGGACGGUGCCCUCUCUGCAGGCAGACGGUGGAUGCCCGCUUCGCGUUCGCGGCGCAGGCGUACUUCGAUCUUUUGCAAGGACUCUUCCGCAGUGGAAGCCGCGAUCCGGAGGGUGAAGACAUUGACCUGCUUGCGGAAAGCGACCUGUACAGGAUCCUCGGGCUCCCGCGAAGCGCGCGAGCCGAUGACAUCAAGCGGGCCUACCGGAAGCGCUCCCUGAGGUACCACCCCGACAAGAACCCCGACGACCCCGACGCCAAGCUCAAGUUUCAGAAGGUCGCAGAGGCCUUCACGGUCCUGUCAGACGAGAACAAGCGCGCAAAGUACGACAACUCUGGUGACAUGGACCUGGAGGGCUUCGACGUGGAGACCUUCAUGGAGAUGGUGAACGCUGCCGGGCUGAAGUUCCAGAAGCGCGAAGAUCGCAGCGAGGACCGCGGCGGCGAGGACUUGCAGGACGAGCAGUCGAGAAGCGCCAUGGAUCGCUUGGCGAGCCUGGGUGUUUCGGACGAGGAGCAGGGCGACGCCAUCGCCAUCGGAGAUGGAGACUACGACGCGAAUCCGUUUCUCCUCGGUGCCCAGACGGCCAAUCCGGAGGAGGUGCCCAUCUUCACAUCCGAGGGGGGUGCCGAAGCAGAGCAAGCAGCCGCCGCGGCGUUGCGGCACCUUCCGGCAGGCUUGCUGAACACAGGGUAUUAUGCCCGGUUCUUCCAGGAGACGAAGCACCUUGGCUCCGGAAGUUUCGGGGCAGUGUACCUUUGCCGUCACGUCUUGGACGACAUGAUGCUGGGCGACUAUGCCGUGAAGAAGGUAGCAGUCGGAGACAACAAGGUCUGGCUGCGGGAUAUGGUUCGGGAGGUGAAGACCUUUGAGCGCUUACAUCAUCCCAACAUAGUCGAGUACAAGCACUCCUGGCUGGAACUAUCGAGGCGUUCGGAGUUCUGCCCCUUUGUGCCUUUCCUCUUCAUUCUCAUGCAGUACUGCAACGGCGGCUCCUUAGCGGAGCAGAUAUGGCACGAUGGAAACUCCCAGACGCCCAAAGAGCAGAUGCCCACAGAUCAGAUCUGGCACUUCCUCCUGGACAUCCUCCUGGGGCUGCAGCACCUGCAUAGGCAGGGCAUCCUACACCGGGACCUGAAACCCACCAACAUCCUCCUCUCCUUCCCCGACACCAGGAGCGGGAAUGGCGAGAGCUUUCCAAGGGCGCUUCUGAGUGACUUUGGAACGGCCCAGGCCUUUGGGGAGCCACCGGCCAGUGCCACAGCAGCGGUCUCUCGUGGGUACACAGGUACUGUGGAGUACACCGCUCCUGAGCUUCUACUCACGGAGGAUUUGGAGCGCGAGUACUCCGAGAAGAGUGACAUGUGGUCACUUGGCAUGGUGCUCUAUGCAAUGUGCUUCUCCUCCUUGCCGUUUUCUCAUGACGACCCACAUGUUCUGAAGGGCCUGAUUAAAUCCUUCGUGGAAGAGAAGCGCCGACCGACUCCUAACGAGAAGGCGCCUAGUGCCGAGGAAGACGCCUCCGGGUGGCUGCCGUUCGAUACGGGCGGGCGCAUUGGGCCUCUGCGAUUGGUGCUUGCUGCUCUGCUGGCGCUAGACGCCCGUCGGCGGCCGGCUGCCACAGACCUGCUGGAGAACCCAGUCUUCCGGCGACAGGCGCGCCGAUACCUGCGAAAGGCAGACGUCGGAGAUGCGCAGAGUACAGCAUUGCCAAUCGACACAUCCUGGAAUUGCUUCGACUAG
Molecule: messenger RNA, 2112 nt
Organism: Symbiodinium natans
Lineage: Eukaryota; Dinophyceae; Suessiales; Symbiodiniaceae
Source: the annotation of a GenBank genome assembly